Molecule: messenger RNA, 1389 nt
Organism: Gadus morhua (Atlantic cod)
Lineage: Eukaryota; Metazoa; Chordata; Actinopteri; Gadiformes; Gadidae
Product: inositol-trisphosphate 3-kinase C
Exons: 5
Coding region: 93-821 (242 amino acids)
Biological process (GO): inositol phosphate biosynthetic process; phosphatidylinositol phosphate biosynthetic process
Cellular component (GO): nucleus; cytoplasm
Molecular function (GO): inositol hexakisphosphate kinase activity
Source: RefSeq, a predicted model, not a curated record
UCUCCGUUGCCAUAGGCAACUUCCAGCUGAGUGACGGCGGGGAGGUGCUGAAGCUGUUCAGCCCGACGGAGGCCACGUGCCUGGAGCUCCUGAUGAGGGACCCGCUGCGGCCCUUCGUCCCCCAGUACCACGGCCUGCUGACCCAGGGGGAGGAGCGCUAUACCCGCCUGGAGGACCUCCUGGGGGGGCUCGCCCGGCCCGUCAUCAUGGACGUGAAGAUGGGCGUGCGGACCUACCAGGAGGAUGAGAUGGCGAAGUGUCACAGAGAGCCCACCCUGCGCAGCGACAUGUACCACAAGAUGCUGAAGGCGGACCCCGGGGCCCCGUCGGCGGAGGAGCACGAGCAGGGGGCCGUGACCAAGUGGCGCUACCUGCGGUGGAGGGAUACGACCACCUCCACCUCGACGCUCGGGUUCCGCAUUGAGGGCAUCAUGAUGGAGAACGGCAGCGUUCAGCGGGACUUUCGGAAAAUGCUGAGCUUAGCGCAAGUCACCGAGGUGCUCCUUUACUUCACCAAGAGUCGCAUAGACAUCCUGACGGCCUACCACUGCAGACUGCAGGCUUUGGGAGACGCCUUGGAUACAUCCCCCUUCUUCAGCUCCCAUGAGGUGAUCGGCAGCUCGCUCCUCUUUGUCCACGACCACAGCGGAAAGGCCAACGUUUGGAUGAUCGACUUUGGGAAGACCACCCCUUCUCCGGACCGGAUCCGGCACGACGUCCAGUGGGCCGAGGGGAACCGGGAGGACGGGUACCUCAUCGGGCUGGCCUCCCUCACCUCCUCGCUGCACCAGGCCAUCACCCUGGCCUCCCAGCAGCAGUAGGCCCACACAGGGGGCUUGAAGACAGAGGGGAGCUGCAGAGGACAGUGGGGGUGUCAGUAGAAUAUAACGUUUGCUGCUGGACGGCCCUUCAACAAAGCAAGAAUUAAACACACUUUAACACAUGCGACAACAAGUGGAUCCAACCGUACCAGAACACACUGGGUGAUGACAGGGCUCGAUAUUCCAUUAUAAUUAUGAUUACGCGUGUUCUCCUUGACGCUCAACUAUGCACUUAUUAAAGAGACAAUAUUUCAGUUUUCUUUCAUGACAACAAAUCAUGACAUAUUUUUCUUUUUUUUAAUAUGCAUACAAACAUCAAAACAUACACCCCACAUGGACACCCUAGCAAAAAGAAAAACACAACAACCAGUCAUUGUUAUGACAGUAUGUGAAAAGAUUAAAACGUUUGUUGGGGCUUAGACAAAGUUGGAACCACUCAACAAUCCGACGUUCACCAAAUGACAUGUAGACUACAAGCCCACAUAUCCACUAAAUAUCCACUUGUUUUGUACACACUUUCAAGGACAUGUAUACUCAAUUAAAGCUUGCCAAAAAAUAGUAUCAUCAA